Molecule: messenger RNA, 2795 nt
Organism: Owenia fusiformis
Lineage: Eukaryota; Metazoa; Annelida; Polychaeta; Sabellida; Oweniidae
Source: the annotation of a GenBank genome assembly
CGGCAGAGAAAAAAACACGGAAGUGACCCCAGGUGACACGUUUUUAAACAUGUUUUCGUCCAUAUUGGCGCAUACAUUAACCUUUAAACGUGACGAUAAGAUGUUAACUAUACACAAGACAAAUCACUUGAUAACAAGACAUAUUUAUUUAACCGUUUUGCAGGCGUUUCUGGCGUUAAGCGUUGAUGCAACUAAAAUGAAUAGCGGAAACUCUGAUGCAUCUGUGAUUGUUGUUGGUGGAGGUUUAGCUGGUUUAAGUGCGUCCAUUGAAGCAUCACGACUGGGAGCAAAAGUAACAAUUAUUGAGAAAGAAAAGAACUUGGGUGGCAACUCCGCUAAAGCUACAUCAGGAAUCAAUGGCGUUGGCACAGAUGCACAGUCAGCGAAUAAGGUGACAGAUAGCAUUGAUGCUUUCGUAAGCGAUACACUCUCAUCGGGAGAUGGUCUUUCAAAAGAAGAGCUCGUUCAAGUUCUUGGAGAAAAAAGUGGUGAUGCGAUCACAUUCCUUAAAUCCUUUGGGGUGAAUCUCACAUCUGUUGUCCAACUCGGUGGUCACAGUGCUGCCCGCACACACAGAAUCCCUCCUACCCCAGAAGGGAAGCCAUCACCAGUAGGUUGGACAAUUGUAUCAACACUCCGUAAAGUUGUUGAAAAUGAGCUUGCUGAUAAAGUCAAUGUCCUGACCAAAUCUACAUUGAAGACAAUCCUCAUUGAGGAUGGCACUGUGAAAGGUGUAGCAUACACUACAGAAGAUGGAGAGCAGAAAGAGUUAGCAGCAGAUGCUGUUAUUCUCACUGCAGGAGGAUACGCCAAUGACCACACAGAAACAUCGCUUCUAGCUGAGUACACACCGCAACUUGCCAAACUACCUACAACUAAUGGCCCUUGGGCUACAGGAGAUGUUGUGAAGAUAGGACGUGAUGCGGGAAUGUCUCUGAUACACAUGGACAAGGUACAAGUUCACCCCACAGGCUUCAUCGAACCAACACAACCCACCCACUCAACUAAAUUCCUCGCCCCAGAGGCUCUCCGAGGAUGUGGAGCUAUACUCCUUAACAAAGAUGGCGCUAGAUUUGCCAAUGAGCUUGGACGUCGUGAUUAUCUUACCGAGAAGAUAUUCGGUGAAUGUUCAACAUAUCCAGGAAUUGAGGAUGGCCCAACGACAGCUGUUAUGCUGAUGAAUAAAGAUGUGAUUGAUAAAUUUGGGGCGCCCUCUGCUGGAUUCUACAAAUUCAAGAAAAUUAUCCAAGAUGUGGGAACACUGGAAGAUGUUGCCACUAAGUUAGAGUUGAGUCCAGAGGUUUUGAAGAAGACACUAUCAGAGUACGAGGAAAGCUCACAAGCGGGAAAAGAUCAAUUUGGAAAAACAGUAUUUCCUGUUGUUUUUUCUGAAACGGAUCAUUUCCUGACCGCAUUCAUCACACCUACCUUGCAUUACUGUAUGGGAGGUAUAGAGAUAAACCCCUCCGCCCAGGUGUUAAAUGUGAACAAAGAAGUAGUUCCAGGACUAUAUGCUGCAGGGGAGGUAUCUGGAGGUGUGCAUGGGAACAAUCGCCUUGGAGGAAAUAGUCUCCUAGAGUGCACAGUUUUUGGGCGCAUUGCUGGAAUAAAUGCAGCCAAAAGCAAAUCUUCACGUUCCGACUUGUAAAUUGCAACAGCAAUGUAGCAAUUGUCAUGCAGCAAGUGACAAUGUGAAUAAGAUAAUAUGGGAAACAUGUCGUAAAAGAAAGGAAUCAUAAAAUGGAAGAUAAGAUAUUGCUUAUUUUCUCUAUUCUGUAUAGAAAAUAGUGACUACAUGUAUAUACCAUUUCAAUGGAACUUUCUUGUUAUAUUGCUCAUUUUCACAAAUUAUUCAAUUCUGAUAUCCUUAAUAAUCUAGUUGAAGUGUAAUUUGUUAUUGAAAAAAUAUAAUAUACUUUCUCUGAGAAUUAAGAGUAUUACCCAACCCUACAUUGUCAUUUCUUAUCACAACUGUUGUUAAUACAGUUAUAGUGUACAUAUACAAAACAUUCAUUUGUGUACAGUUCCUAUUUCAUGAUGUGAAUGUGAAUUAAGCCUGUUUCAAGUAUUUUUCUUUCUAUUUAGCUGCAUCUAAUAAGCUAAUGAAGAAGUAGUUUAAGUUGCUAUGGUUACAGUUUUACAUUAAUUUAUUAUUUAAGGAAUAAUUUAUACAUGUAUGUAGUUGCACUUCACAGUACCUUUACUUAAUGUUGCUUCCACAGAGGCCUCCAUGUAUAUCAUUGUUUUUCAGAAAGUGUACAAAACUCUACUAAAAAACAAAAACAAAAACAUUUCAUUUAUUUAAUUCUAUUGAAAGUGUCCUUUCUAAUGUACUUUAUCUUGAUGUAUGGGACACACGAUAAUAAUAUGGUACGCGUUUACAUGUAACACAAAAUUAUUUCAAAGAGUAAAGUUCUACAUUAUGUAGUUAAUGACGUUGUAAACAUGUAGCUUUGGCCCAUGUAGCUUUGUACAUACAUAAUGCAAUAUUUAGUUAUAUCUUGUUUUAUUGUGAACUUUUUGAGUAAUGAAUGUUUUUUUUGUUGUUAUGGUUGAUUGUACUUCAACGUUGUCCAUAAACUAAGUAUACUUAAAGUACUUCAUAAUCCGUGAAAUUAUCUUUAAAUCAAAUUUAAAGAUGUCACUGCUUGAGUCUCAAUUACUUUACACCAUUCAGAUUGUUUAAUAUUUGUAUUUAAAAUACCUAAUAAGGUGACAAUUAUGUGUUAAUAAAAUGAAAUGUUUUAAUUAGAAAUGUUUAAUGUAAUAAAAGCAGGCCAUGAUUAAUGCCUAUA